This is a messenger RNA of Dracunculus medinensis (Guinea worm), 927 nucleotides long. Lineage: Eukaryota; Metazoa; Nematoda; Chromadorea; Rhabditida; Dracunculidae. The record is from the annotation of a GenBank genome assembly.
AUGUCCAAAACUUUAAUUUGGGAUAAUGGCGCGAAUACGAUUAAAAUUGGAUUUAUAAGCGAUCAGCAACCAAGAAUUAUACCAAAUUGUGUUGUGAAAGCAAAAAGUGAACGAAAAAGGGUUUAUGUCGGCGAUGAAUUGAAUGAAUGUCGUGAUCAUUCUAGCUUAUUUUUUUUAUUACCAGCUGAAAAAGGAUAUAUUGUGAACUGGGAUAUUCAGCAAAAAAUUUGGGAUCGAAUUAUCGGAAAAGAUGUUUUUGAUGUAACACCAUCAGAUACAAAACUCGUUUUAACAGAUCCGAUUUAUAAUGUUCCUGCAAUAAAGGAUUUUUCAUAUGAAAUUCUGUUCGAACACCAUUCAUUCCAUUCGGUUGCUAAAACAAGUGCAACUUCGCUAGUAGCACUGGCUGAUACGGUUUCUUCACAAUAUGGGAACGAAUUUUGUUGUAUUAUUGUUGAUUCUGGCUAUUCUUUCACUCAUAUUGUUCCUUAUUACAAAGGAAAGGCUGUUCGAUCUGCCAUUGUUAGGAUCGAUAUUGGUGGAAAAGCGCUGACGAAUUUGCUUAAAGAAUGGGUGUCAUAUCGGCAGUUGAAUGUUCUUGAAGAAACGUACGUGAUGAAUGAAUGUAAAGAAGAUGUUUGUUAUGUAGCUGAUGAUUUCCAACGGCACAUGGAUAUUGCCAAGCGUCAUGGCAAGGAGAAUUCGAUUAUUAGAGAAUAUGUGCUACCCGAUUUCGUUUCACAUCAUCGUGGUUUUAUUUGUGAACCGAGCAACUGCAAUAAAGAAAAUAAUCAAAAACUUACGGUGAAUGUAGAAAGAUUUGCUGCACCAGAGGCUCUUUUCAAUCCAUCAGACGUAGGAAUUCAUCAAAUGGGUAUUCCAGAGGCACUUGCGUAUUCUGUUAGUUUAUGUCCAGAAGGUAAUUAA